Saccharomyces eubayanus is the source of this 3813-nucleotide messenger RNA. RefSeq names its product protein phosphatase regulator GIP3 (gene GIP3). The transcript has a single exon. Bases 1 to 3813 code for a protein of 1270 amino acids. The record is from RefSeq and is a predicted model, not a curated record. NCBI's taxonomy places the organism in Eukaryota, Fungi, Ascomycota, Saccharomycetes, Saccharomycetales, Saccharomycetaceae.
AUGAUAACGAACACCGAGUUUGAUGUGCCCGUGGACUGGCUGUACAAGGGUAAGAGCAGGCGGAAGGCGAAUACAAAGCCGUCGAGGCCGUCUUCAUCUGCCUCUGCACCAAAGGUGGUGGACAGUAGCAACAACAGCAACAGCAAGCCGCGUGCGAGGUCUUCGUCCAUAUCGAAUGCGGCCCUUUCAAAUAACGAGAAGUCGAACUUGACUGACGGCGAUGGAAGCGGGUUUGGAUCAGGCACUGAGAACUUGCCGCUCCUUACUCCUGUUAGCAGUAGUGGCCGUACCAGUUUGGCGGCCGCAGACGAUGGAGAUGCCGAUGAUGUGAUAAAUGGUGACGAUAGCAAGGCUAGCGUCCCUCUCGUGAAGAAGAAACGCUCCACUUCCAUAUCCAAUGCUGUGGUCUCGUCCAAGCCAAGGCUGUCAAAUUCAAACAUAAGCGCAACCGGAACCCCUUCUCCUGCCAAGGGAAAGCUCCCUCUACCAAUCUCUUCUUUGUCAAAUGCCAAUAUCAAGAGGAGCAACUCGUCAGGGAGCGAAAAAUCCAAACGAUCGAUCUUCGGGUCUCUGUUUGGCAAAAGGUCUGCUCCUUCCACUGUUUCUGCAGUCAAAAAAGCAUUGCCCGCGGUCAAUACCGCCGCACCUGUAGAUAACUCAUCUAAGAAGGAACCAUCCAGUAACGGUAACAACAUCAACACAAUCCCUCGUGUGAAGGAGCUUUCUUCCCCGAAGGUAGCAUCUCCUACCGUGAGUAAACCGCCCACUCCUAUCUCUCCCUCCCCUUCAGCAUUACCUUCUCCCGCUCUCUCAGUGAAGGAUUUAUCUACGGUUUCGUUGAAAAGAGUGUCGUUUGCCGUUGAUAAAUUCGAAGCGGACCCUCCCCAGCAACUCCCUUCAAGAACGCCCAAGAAGGGCAAUAUCCUGAUCCCGGACGACAUGAUAAGCGAAGCACCGUCUAUAUCGGUGGGAAUAUCCAGCAUUAAUCAAUCACUCAAGGCACCCAACCCCAACUCCAAGGGGCCAUUGUAUACUAGGAAGUCCAAAGAAUACAUCCUCGCAUUGGAGAACCAGAAACUGGCUCUCAGGGAGGCUGCCAAACAUCAGCAAGAGGCACAUUUCGCUGCUAAUAGGAUAGCUCACGAAGUGGCUAGUUUCAAAACUUCCGCAAAUACAGGAGGAAAGCUUGCUGCAAAGUCACCCCGGAACUCCAUUUCAAAACAAAACGAAGAGGCGUCACAGUCAAACGUUGACCAGGAUUUUGACAAUAACGCAUUUGCAGAAAAUCUUUCAAAAGUAGGCAUCGAUAAACCUAUUCACAUGCAUGAGCACCAUUUCGAAGCUCCAAAUCAUGAAAAAAACGACACCGACUCCACCUUGGAAAAUAAAGAAGUCACCCUGGAUGUCAUCUACACAAGAUGUUGUCACCUGAGAGAAAUCCUACCCAUCCCAUCCACUUUGAGACAGGUCAAGGAUAAAACCGCCCCUUUACAAAUAUUGAAGUUCCUAAACCCUAAGCCCACCUUAAUUGACAUCCUUUCGUUUUGCGACUUUAUAACCAUUGUCCCCAUUCACACCAUCAUUUUCGACAAUGUCGCUUUAAACCAAGACAUGUUUAAAAUAAUUGUUUCCGCUCUAGUAAACUCCACAGUGUUGGAAAAAUUGAGCUUGAGAAAUGUUCGGAUCGAUCAAGAUGGGUGGAGACUAUUGUGUAAGUUUCUCUUAUUGAAUAAAUCAUUAAACAAGUUGGACAUUUCUCAAACAAAGGUCAAAUCCGACCUAGCCGAAUCAUUGUACCGUCACAAUAUGGAUUGGAACUUGUUCACUCAAGUGUUAACUCAGCGGUCUCAUAAGCCCCUGGAAGAGUUGCUAUUGAAUGGUAUUCAAUUCAGUAAGGUCUCUUACUCGUGCUUUGAACGUCUGUUGACAUCCUAUGCGACCCAGAACACGUUGCCGGAAUCCGGUAUUAGGCUUGGUCUAGCAGGUGCUACUACUUCUAAUAUAUCCCAGGACUGUUUAAAAUUUACUUUCAAUUGGAUGUCUCAAUAUAACAUACAAGGUGUGGAUCUAGCGUUUAAUGAGUUAUCUACUAUGGUUAAACCCAUGGUUAGUAAAUUAUCUGCUUUACCAUAUGAUAAUUUGAGAUACUUUAUCUUGAACAGUACCAAUAUUUCCACUUCUUAUGAUUUGGCUUUGCUUUUGAAACAUCUCUCAAAGCUGCCUAAUCUAAACUUUCUGGACCUAAGCAAUUUACCACAAUGCUUCCCUGAUAUUUUACCAUACAUGUACAAGUAUUUACCAAGGUUCCCCAAUUUGAAAAGAGUUCAUUUGGAUAACAACAAUCUAACAUUUAAAGAAUUAGCCGUGGUUUGUAACAUUCUCAUCAAAUGCAAAUCAUUAUCACAUGUGUCGAUGACUAGUCAAAAUGUAGAAAAUUUCUACUUGACGAGUGACGACUCUCCAGUUCAAGCAACCAACACAGAUGGAGAAUCGGACAAUUCCGGUUUAAUGGAAAUUAGAGGCCAAUUUGCUAAGAACAGUUUAUCUUCUACACUUUAUGCAUUUGCUAGAGACUCCCCUAACUUGAUCGGUUUGGAUUUUGACUAUGAUUUAAUAUCAGAAGAAAUUCAAUCAAGAAUUGCCCUAUGCUUAAUGAGAAAUAUGCAACGGACUAUGGAUUCUACUUUCCAGUUAGACGAGUUGGAUUCUCAAGAUGAUUUACUGUUCGAUGGCUCCUUAGUUACCAUGACGGCUGAAAGUGUCCUAGAAAAACUGAACCUAUUGAGUGACAGGAACGCAAAUGUCAAAAAAGACGUCACCAAAAGAUAUUUAUUGAAAAAAUAUAUUGAAAAGUUUCAUGUUUUGCAUCAUAAUGUUCAGCAUACGAUUGAUUCCAUGUUUGAGAAAAGGAAAUCCGGUGAACUACCAUUACAAGAAAAGGAAAAUUUGGUAAGACUGCUACUUUUGGAGCAGAAUUUAUGCAACAUUCUCGAAUUGUUUUCUCAUAAUCCAAACUUAAAUGAUGUUUUGGGCUCCGGUAAGGACGACUCCAAAGAAAGUGUUGAUUCGAGCGAGGAUUCGAAAUUACCAGCUUUGAAACACGUUGAAUCCGGAUACCAUGUCUCUGAAGAAAAAACACAACCUGAAAAUGAAGUAAUCACAGCAAGACCACAUUUGAUGGCCACUGAUUCUGGUAAGACUAUUGAUGUUUUCACAGGCAAACCGUUGGUGUUCAAAAAUGCGUCAUCAAGCACUUCUGUAGGCUGUAGGAAGCAAGAAGAAGAAGAAGGUGAACUGCAUAAGUGGGGGUUCUUUGUCCAACAACAGAGGUCUUUGUAUCCUGAAAAUGAAUCUGCAAGGCAAGCGCCACCAACAUCACGUCACACAUCCAACAAUUUACAAGCUAUCGAUAAUUCGGCUUCAUCAUCUUCAGUUUCAGCUUCCACCAACGAAACAGCUGCCACGAGUUUAUCCACUCCAGUAACUCCGAAAAUCAUGCCAAAGAUCCCAUCAGGUGCAGCCUUGAGAUCAGCAAUCAUAAAAGCUAAAGGUAUUGACUCUAUUGAAGACCUGAUUCAAAACGUCAGUUCCAAUAACAUCGAACUAGAAAACAUUUAUGGUAAAUCCAUUCAAAAUAGUGCUUCGAUGCCCUCAUCCGGCUUGCUUUCCAAUGUUUCUGCUCCUGUUUCUGGCAAAGAUUCUCUAAAAGCAUCGCCUUCAAACCCGACUACUGACAACUGUGAGGGUAAAGUUACUGCUACUUACGAGAAGUUAUUAAACAACUUGUCCAUGGAGAGGUCAACCAAACCGUAA